This is a messenger RNA of Zygotorulaspora mrakii, 2448 nucleotides long. It is a transcript of the gene IOC2, whose product is annotated as Ioc2p. NCBI's taxonomy places the organism in Eukaryota, Fungi, Ascomycota, Saccharomycetes, Saccharomycetales, Saccharomycetaceae. Bases 1 to 2448 code for a protein of 815 amino acids. The record is from RefSeq and is a predicted model, not a curated record. The transcript has a single exon.
AUGAAAAGAACGAGAAGAAGCGCCACAAGAUCUAUUUCAACAGCUGCUCAUUACGACGAAAAUGGCUACGAGGAUGAGGGUGAUUGUAGCGGGGAAAUCAAUGUACCGAAAUGGCAGGACUAUAUAUCUGAGGAAACAAGAACCCAAUGGGACAAAUUGCAUGAUGGCAAUGUUGCAGUCCAAUUGCGUCUGAACAUGUUCGAUCCGGCCUUGUUCGCUAAUUGGCAUUACCAGUAUACAGUUUCGUGGUUGUACAAAGUAUGCGAUUCGUAUUUAACAUUGGAAUAUGGAAGCGAUUUAGACACUGCUAGUUUUAAACCUAUGUGGAGAGAUAUCAAAUUCGAUGAAUUGUUUCUCUUGGAAGAUUUGUCCAACUCGAUGAAAUUUGCAGCGGAUGGAGACUACUAUGAUAACCACAUAGGGGACGAAGAGGAUAUUGAUGAAGCUGACACGGAACCAUUAUCAGUGAAAAUCCGAUUAAGAUUGCUAAGAACGCUCUCGAAUAAUAAAAGUCUGCAAUUGAGAGAUUGGGACGUGGUAAUGAGCCAUCAUCUUGCAACUGAGGAGACGAGUAGCUUCGAUAAUAUGUCACUUAUAGAACAAUUUGAAAUGAUUUAUCAAGUAAUUAAGUUAAUCGAGGUCAGAAAUAUGACAUUCAAGAAUUGCUUAUCGAACAAUUUGUCGUUGUUUGAAUUUCAUGAAUACGUUGUUGAUGAACAAAAUUCGAUAAUUGCAUUACCAAACGUAGGUGUUUUAGUGUGGAAAAAGUUGACAGAACAAAAUGAAAAAUGUAAAUUAAUUGUCCCCAUAAAACUAAACAAUUGUACAAUAAGUUAUCAGGAUGACGACAAGGAUACGCGCGAAUUGGUACAUAUAGAUUACGCAAAUGAUAUUGAUAGAUAUCUGAACUCUUUCAAGAUUGAAUUCUCAACAAUAACAUCUAAUUGGGAGUCAUUUUUAGAAAAAUUUUCGGCUGAACCGGACUUGGUCAACUUUGAAGAAUUAAUUCCAAUAUAUGCCGAACAUCAAUUGUACAUACGGAGGAUAUUGUUACAACGUGAAAAGGAAAAAUCAAUGGCACAACUCUUAACAAGAAGGAAAAGAUCGUCCAGAUUGGUUGCAAAAGAGGAAGAAACUAGAAGGAAACAGUUGGAAAAUGCUUGGUAUGAAAAAUUAGAUUCUAGGGAACUAUUUCUCAAGGAUAGAAAUAAAUUGGUAGCUAAGCAAAUGAAAAAAUACAAGGAUUACAUAUGGAAUCAAUUGUGGUUGAAAUUUGAACAAGAUUUAAAAGUACUCAAACUGACAAGACGCAAUGACGAUGGGAGUCCGAAUGGAGCUACCAGUGGCUCCGAUGUCAGGCCCACCAACGUUGCAAAUGGUAACAGCAACGGCAACAGCAACGGCAACAACAUAGGUACUGUCGUCGCAAAUGGAUCGGAUUUAUUAACUGCGUUGGAUUUAGAUGUCAUUUCCAACGGGCCCAGAUACACCGAAAGCGUAAUUAUGGGACCGAAACCAACUUCAAAACCCCAGUCAGAACCAGGCCAGGAACAAGAGCCAAUACCUGAUACAGAGCUCGCAGAUAGUCAUCAAAUUCUCGAGUUGCCAGCAGAGCUGCUGAUAAGCGAUGAAGAAUUGGAAGAACUCGCCAACUUUGGAAUUUCCACCAGCCUCGAAGCCGCAGACAAAUGCCAAUGGAUUUUCCAAGAUCCUUCCGAGCCACUAGUGCCAGCAAUAACAAUAGCUAGUCUAGAGGACGAAGAAGCAAAUAUGGACCGAUUCCAGUCACCCAUUGUGUGUUGCGACAAGUGUCUGAGAUGGCAAAGAUGGGAAAGCGAUCAAACACCGCAAUUGGUCGAGCUUCGGACGUGCGACACCCAAAACUACUCAAACCUUAAUGGCGACGUAAACGGGAAUCCUCUCCCGGCUGCUCAGAAGGACUACGGUCUAGUCCAAUUGAACAACCUGGGAAGCAGGAGAUCUGUUCGCGCGCAUUCGUCCGCGCAGGCAAUUUCCGCCGAUCCAAGAUACCUGAGGCCGACUGAUAAGCGGAAACCGCUCGGAGAGGUCAAAGUGUUUAUCUGCUCGCGGUGUCUUGCAAAGGAAGAGCAUAGACUCAGAGAGCUGUUCUUACCGGAAUUGAAGAAAUCCCGGGCAGAAAUCAAGCGCCGAUCUGAGGAACGCGAAAGAAAGGUGAAAUUGAAGGAACAGAAAAAAAAGCUAGCUCUGGAGCAGCAAGCUCAAGCAGAAGCACAUGCUCAAGCGCGAGCCAUCGCCAUACAGCAGCAGGCUCUACAACAGCAACAACAAGCCUUGCAACAACGGGCCCUACAACCACCGCAACCACAACCACAACCACAACCACAACAACAUCCACACCCACAACAGCAGCAGUCGCUACAGCACACCUUAUCGGAGCCCUCUCACCUCAACGUACACCAGAAAUAA